This is a messenger RNA of Procambarus clarkii (red swamp crayfish), 1542 nucleotides long. Its product is annotated as proline-rich protein 2-like. The record is from RefSeq and is a predicted model, not a curated record. Lineage: Eukaryota; Metazoa; Arthropoda; Malacostraca; Decapoda; Cambaridae.
AUGACCCUUGGGUCCCAUAUCGCUAGAGGCGUAUAUGGUUACCCUUGCCGCCCACCGCUCCCGGCCCAAGGGGAAACUGACUGUUUACAAGGUAACUACCUGUCUACCUGUCCCACCCCACCUGGCUCACAGCCCACCCUGCCUCACCCACCUGGCUCACAGCCCACGCUGCCCCACCAACCUGGCUCACAGCCCACCCUGCCCCACCCACCUGGCUCACAGCCCACCCUGCCUCACCCACCUGGCUCCCAGCCCACCCUGCAUCACCCACCUGGUUCACAGCCCACCCUGCAUCACCCACCUGGUUCACAGCCCACCCUGCACCACCCAUCUGGCUCACAGCCCACCCUGCAUCACCCACCUGGCUCCCAGCCCACCCUGCAUCACCCACCUGGCUCACAGCCCACCCUGCCCCACCCACCUGGCUCACAGCCCACCCUGCCUCACCCACCUGGCUCACAGCCCACCCUGCCUCACCCACCUGGCUCACAGCCCACCCUGCAUCACCCACCUGGUUCACAGCCCACCCUGCAUCACCCACCUGGUUCACAGCCCACCCUGCAUCACCCACCUGGUUCACAGCCCACCUUGCAUCACCCACCUGGCUCCCAGCCCACCCUGCAUCACCCACCUGGCUCACAGCCCACCCUGCCCCACCCACCUGGCUCACAGCCCACCCUGCCUCACCCACCUGGCUCACAGCCCACCCUGCCUCACCCACCUGGCUCACAGCCCACCCUGCAUCACCCACCUGGUUCACAGCCCACCCUGCAUCACCCACCUGGUUCACAGCCCACCCUGCACCACCCAUCUGGCUCACAGCCCACCCUGCCCCACCCACCUGGCUCACAGCCCACCCUGCAUCACCCACCUGGCUCACAGCCCACCCUGCAUCACCCACCUGGUUCACAGCCCACCCUGCCCCACCCACCUGGCUCACAGCCCACCCUGCAUCACCCACCUGGUUCACAGCCCACCCUGCCCCACCCACCUGGCUCACAGCCCACCCUGCCCCACCCACCUGGUUCACAGCCCACCCUGCCCCACCCACCUGGUUCACAGCCCACCCUGCAUCACCCACCUGGUUCACAGCCCACCCUGCCCCACCCACCAGGCUCACAGCCCACCCUGCCCCACCCACCUGGUUCACAGCCCACCCUGCCCCACCCACCUGGCUCACAGCCCACCCUGCCUCACCCACCUGGCUCACAGCCCACCCUGCAUCACCCACCUGGUUCACAGCCCACCCUGCCCCACCCACCUGGCUCACAGCCCACCCUGCAUCACCCACCUGGUUCACAGCCCACCCUGCCCCACCCACCUGGCUCACAGCCCACCCUGCCCCACCCACCUGGUUCACAGCCCACCCUGCCCCACCCACCUGGCUCACAGCCCACCCUGCAUCACCCACCUGGUUCACAGCCCACCCUGCCCCACCCACCUGGCUCACAGCCCACCCUGCCCCACCCACCUGGUUCACAGCCCACCCUGCCCCACCCACCUGGCUCACAGCCCACCCUGCCCCACCCACCUGUCUCAUAG